Molecule: messenger RNA, 933 nt
Organism: Fopius arisanus
Lineage: Eukaryota; Metazoa; Arthropoda; Insecta; Hymenoptera; Braconidae
Product: dehydrogenase/reductase SDR family member 11-like
Exons: 5
Coding region: 102-845 (247 amino acids)
Source: RefSeq, a predicted model, not a curated record
UUAAACUCGCAGGGAGUCAUUCACCGUCGUCUCUCCCUGUGGCAUAAAUCAUCAAAUAUUUCUGUUUUCUCUUCUCUCUUGUCACCGUCUGCUCCUCAACGAUGGACCGUUGGACAGGAAAAGUAGCCGUUAUCACUGGUGCAUCUUCUGGGAUUGGUUCUGAAGUCGUAAAAAUGCUCGUGAAGAAAGGGAUGAUUGUCGUGGGUUUGGCGAGGAGAAAACAGAAAAUGGAGGAUGACAUGAAAGGUCUGUCAGGAGUGAAAGGACGAUUUUAUGCGGUGCAGUGCGACAUAUCGAAGGAUGAGGAUGUCGCCAAAGCUUUUGCACACAUAAAAAAGAGCAUUGGAACUGUCCAAAUAUUGGUGAACACCGCAGGAUACGCCACUCCUGGUGGUUUCUCUGUGACAACACCUGAAAUUUGGAGAGGUGUCGUCGCAGUGAACAUGAUGGGAGCAAUGUAUUGUACGAAAGAAGUGCUGACGAUGCUCCAGGAGUCGAAACUCGAGGGGCACAUCAUCAACAUGAACAGUAUCCUGGGACAUCGCGUCGUCAAGUUCCUGGAUAUCGAUGCCAAUGUUUAUGCUGCUACCAAGCAUGCCAUCACUGGAUUUUCUGAAACACUCCAGAGAGAGCUGAUCGGACAGAAUAUAAGAAUUACGAGUAUCAGCCCAGGUUUCGUUAUCACUCAGAUUGUGAAGGAAAAUAGUUUCGAUACAGCACUUCUCAAAGAGCCGGCGUUGGAACCCGUGGACGUUGCAGAUGCUGUGGUCUACGUCAUAGGAACCCAGCCAAGGGUCGAAGUCAAGGAAUUAAUCCUGAAACCCCUAGGUGAAAGGGCAUUUUAAUCCAAAGUGACGGCAGUGAAGUGGUCCAAUUUUUUUCGUCUCCGAAAAUGAAUUAAAAUUAAUUGCACAUACCAAUUAUUGGAUUUUA